Molecule: messenger RNA, 1050 nt
Organism: Symbiodinium sp. CCMP2592
Lineage: Eukaryota; Dinophyceae; Suessiales; Symbiodiniaceae
Source: the annotation of a GenBank genome assembly
AUGGCGCCCAUCCCCGAGGUGCGGGUCGCGCUUCCUGGCGACGUUGUCCGGCGGUCUCCAAAGCGACCGGCGGAAGUGUUUGAAAGCCUGGUCCGAUUUCUGGACCUGAAAGGAGAGAUGGGUAACGACCAGACGGGCGACGCUCAGAUGAGCGUCCUGAGCGUCUUGAGCUCUCGUGAGCCGGAGCCGCUCGGCCCGGGCUCGGACGGCCGAUCUACCGACGAGCCGGGCUCGCCGGGCUGGCUCGAGGUGGACCUGAUGCUCGAGUUCGUCGUCUUCCGCUUGGUGGUCAGAGUCUUCGAUGCCCAGCUGACUGGGACCGGAACCGCCGGGACCCUCAUCUCCUUCAGGGACCUCCUUGGACAGGCCUUGGGGUUGGGGGGGGGAGGGCUCGUUGCGGCUGUUCCUGAGCUCCUGCUUCUCCUACGCUUCAAGCUCUGCACUUUGGAGGAUGCUCUUAGAUUCAACAAGCUCGUUCACCUGAUCGAGCAGGGGGCCCUGGCCGCGAAGGAGAAGGAAACACCGCGUGAGCACGAAGUCGACUUUGAAGAGGAGCCUUUAGAGCCUGGCUCGGGCUCGGAGCCUGAGACGACUGAGCAGACGCUGGAGGCAGUGCUGACGCUGAUGAGAAGUUGCUUAGAAUCCCAGAAGUCGGCCCCGGAUGCAGCACAGAUCUUGGCUUUCUGGGCGCACGACAGCCCACGAACUCGAUCCAAGAUCGCCCGAGCAGCCGCGCAGCAGAACGUUGUCCAAGCUCUGCGACAGAGCAAGCAGAAAGCAGCUUUGCAACAGAGCACAUGCAUCACACCCGAAGAGUUCGCGGCUUUAAAACCGGAUGCCAUGCGAUCUGAUGCCACACCACUGGCUGGCCUUACGGGUAUCACUCGCGCGAAGCUCGGAGACCCGUACAGCCCUUGCGAAUCCGAGGAUCUCCCGAAAGCCCCAAGUGACGACGGCACGGGCACGGCAACUGCCUCACCAAGCUCUUCGCAAAGCUGCUCUCUUUCACAAAACCGGCGAUCUUGCAGUGACGUUCUGUCCAGCGACUAA